CCUCGAGGCCCCGGACAGAAAGGAGGACCAGGAAAAGGCCACCGACACCUGAAUUCCUACCACUGACGAGGAAUACGUUGUCACGUUCAAGACAUGGAUUGUUGUCGGGGUAAGCAUGGGUUGAUUUCAAACUAUGACGAGGAGUGGCAGUUUACUAAGAGCCUACCCCAGAUUCUCUCCCUGUCUUACGGCAUCUCCUUUUGGAUCGUUCCCACGCUCAGCUCGGUCCAAAGCGUGAUCGCAACAGAACUUGGUGAUCCUUCUGGCUCCGCGUUCUGGAUUCCCAUCUACACGACGGGUGUCACGAUCGCUUUCAUGGUCUGCGGUGCAAACUCUGACCUGUUUGGCCGCCGGUGGUUCAUCAUUGGCGGCAAUGUCCUGCUUUUCAUCGGCUACAUCGUCAUGGGCAGUGCCAAAAACAACACCGCCAUGAUCGCCUCGUGUGCGGUCAUCGGUUUCGGCGCAGGCAACGCCCAACUCGCCGCUUUCGCUCUGCCCGAGCUUCUCCCCAACAAAUGGCGCCAUAUCGGUGUUGUUCUGGCGGACCUGGGAAUCUACUUCGCCACGAUUGUGGGACCUAUCGCAGGGCGCUACAGCGUCCGACAUGGAGGUGCGUGGCGGUGGCUAGCCUAUGGCCCUGCAAUUGCUGUCGCUUUCUCCUUUGCUGGCCUGAUCGCGUUUUACUAUCCGCCAAAGCAUCCCCGAGGAAUCCCAUUCAAGCAAGCGCUCCGGGAGCUCGACUAUCUUGGCGCCAUUCUCUUCAUCAUCUCCAUCACCCUGAUCCUGGUCGGGAUUAUCUACACAACCGUCGAGAGCUCUUCGUCCCCACGGGUGAUUGGAACCCUCGUUGCUGGCUUUGUAACCCUGGUCGUCUUUGGAUUGUGGGAGACAUUUGCUUCGUUGAAGCAGCCACUAACACCGACUCGAGUUUUCACUCGUAAUAAGGGACGGGAUCUGACCGCUCCUUUCAUAGCGGGCUUCGUUGUUACAAUGUUUUUCAACUCUGUCAACAUCAUCUGGCCGACUCAAAUCAACGUCUUCUAUACCAACGCGACGAGCUCCUUCACCAAGGCAAUCAUCCUGACACUGCCACAAGGUCUGGGGCUUGCAACUGGCUCUGUCCUCCUCUCGGUUCUCGGUUCUAGAAUCGGCCAUUGGCGCUGGAGCAUGAUCGGCUCUUUCACGCUGAUGGUCCUCUUUGGCGGACUCCUCGCCAUGGGCAAUCCAGACAGGAAGGCCCUGAUGAUCGCAUGCGUCUUCCUGUGCGAAGUUGCGUACGGCUGGGCACAGUACCUCAAUAUCACGUACAUCCAGUUCGGAGUCGACCAGGUCGAGCUGGGCAUCUCGGGCGGCUUGGCCGGAGUCGCCCGUUUCGGCGGGGCCUCAAUCGCGGUUGCCGUCUACACGACGAUUCUGGUCAACACUCAGAGCUCGAGCGCGGCGUCGUUGAUUCCUCCUGCCGUCCGAGCAGCCGGCUUGCCUGCAUCGUCGGUCGCGGCCUUUGAAUCUGCGCUGCCGUUGGGAGCUGCAGCGUUGGAAAAGGUCCCCGGCAUUACGCUGGCAAUCAUCGAGGCUGGCGGGGCGGCGUUUCAGCAGAGCUACGUGCAUGGCUUGCGAGUCAUGGCUCUCUCCUCGAUUGCAUUUGGUGUGGUGGGGAUUAUUGCCUGUUGCUUCUGUGUCGACAUCGGACCCAAGAUGAACGCGAAGAUCGAGGUCUUCCUUGAGAAUGACAAGAAUGCCGACAAGAAUGUCUACCACUGAUGUGGGAUGAGUGGGAGAGGUUCGAUGUUGGGAGUGGGUGGCCGGGGCCAGAUAGCACCUCAGAGAAGAAUGGAUGGAUUUGAUGCACCCAGAUUAGAUCCUCAAGAGCACACAGUUUCGUCCAAGAUUUGGGACCCCACAGACCCGAUAUAUGCCUGUUCAAGACACGAUUCUGUACCAGCGUUGGCAGUAAGCGACUCCCGGCUCAGAACCUGUACCACAGGGGACUUCAGCGACGUUGAAAGGUCAUGGGUGGUCUGGCAAUUGAUGCUAUGAUUCAUUCUAAUUUGCGGCGUGAGCCAGCGGCCAUAUAACUAGCCCUGUCCCUCCAGGA
Messenger RNA from Exophiala viscosa, 2095 nucleotides. Its product is annotated as fungal trichothecene efflux pump. Gene Ontology annotation, biological process: transmembrane transport. Lineage: Eukaryota; Fungi; Ascomycota; Eurotiomycetes; Chaetothyriales; Herpotrichiellaceae. Gene Ontology annotation, cellular component: plasma membrane. The record is from RefSeq and is a predicted model, not a curated record. Bases 94 to 1761 code for a protein of 555 amino acids. Gene Ontology annotation, molecular function: transmembrane transporter activity. The transcript has 4 exons.